AUGCGCUCUAGUGUCUUUUUUGCAUUGCUCGUGACCAUAUGGGUCGCGUCCUGUACGAGUUUUUCUAGUGCCGAGAAUGUCGCUCCCGUCCACAGCGCACAAAACGAAAAUCGUCGUCUCCGCUCGGAGGCGGCCAACACCGAGAACAUUGCGAAGAUCGCUGGCGGAUUUCUCACGAAAGUAAAGGAGAGUGCUGCACUGACAAAGGCUGUCAACGUUAUUAAGGCUUCCGACGGAGAUGAGAUUGCUGUGAGAAAAGCCAUCACCAGCUUCGCUACUGCCAAGGAUGCAGCCAAGCCGAGUGACACUGAGCUUGCCAAGCUGUCGACUAUGAUAGCUGAGUCCACAAAGAAAAACCACAAGUCAUGGCCUCGCCUACGCAAGUUCGCCAUAGUUAUGCUCGGCGUUAACGUCGGAGGAUUGGCUCUCUACGGUGCGUACAAGCUUGUGACCGAUAACAGCUAA
Messenger RNA from Phytophthora infestans T30-4, 465 nucleotides. RefSeq names its product secreted RxLR effector peptide protein, putative. Lineage: Eukaryota; Oomycota; Peronosporomycetes; Peronosporales; Peronosporaceae. The transcript has a single exon. The coding region runs from base 1 to 465 and encodes 154 amino acids. The record is from RefSeq and is a predicted model, not a curated record.